CCUUACACGUGGUUGGUUAGUCCUUCUUAACCUGUCUGUCAUGUAAAACUUAAAAUAGUAGUUAAAUUUUUGGUGAAUUCCUUUGAAUGAAUUAUGGAGUAAUUCCAUUACGAAGAUAAUAGCGUUAUGCUUGAAUCUAAUAAAUUUCAUAGGUGACUAUUGUGAUACGAGUCCUACAUCAUAAAUAUCGGGCUAGAUAGAAAUAAUUAUGAGUUGCUACUUGUUAACGCGGCUGGGCCGAUCAAAAGCCUUAGACAGAUGUCUAUUGGAAAAGUGUUUAAACCAGUGGAAGCCAAGGCUCUACUACAGGAGUGGCGAAGAUCAUAAUAAUGGUUCCAUCGAUGGGGACAAUCAAGCACAAAAAAAGAAACCACUGCGAACAAGAUUGAUGCGUGAUAUACGUCAAACGAAAGAAAAAGUAGAAGAAAUUAUCGAAAGGGAAAACAUAUGGACUGUACCAAAUUUUCUCUGUAUGGGGCGCAUAGUCACUUCUCCAUAUCUGAGUUACUUAAUAGUCUCACAAGAUUAUACUGUGGCGCUCUGUCUCCUGGGUUUUGCUGGAGUUAGUGAUUUAGCUGAUGGAUGGAUUGCUCGUACUUGGACAUCCCAAGCCUCGAAGCUUGGUAGUUUUUUAGAUCCAGUGGCAGACAAAUUGCUAGUUGGGACCUUAUUUCUCUCUUUGGCCUGGGUAGGCUUGAUACCUGUUCCACUCACGUGCCUUGUUAUUGUACGAGAUGUGGCUCUGGUCAUUGGUGCCUCUUAUGUGAGGUACCGCUCCUUACCACCACCUAAAACGUUAGCAAGGUAUUUUGAUCCAACACAUGCAACAGUGCAACUGGCACCAACAUUUACCAGCAAGUUAAAUACUGGCGUACAGCUGUCUCUAGUAGCUAGUACAUUAGCUGCUCCAGUAUUUCACUUUGUAGAUCAUCCAUUAUUGCAAGGAUUGUGCUACCUUACAGCGUUUACAACACUUGCUGGGGGAAUUAGUUACCUAAUAUCAAAAGAUACCUAUAAAUUUCUCACAAAAAAGAAAAUUACAUCGUGACCGUAGUUCGGAUAUUGUGUUAUUAUUCUUGCAAAAUAAAAGUACACUACUUUUCCUGUUUACAACA
Cephus cinctus (wheat stem sawfly) is the source of this 1115-nucleotide messenger RNA. It is a transcript of the gene CLS, whose product is annotated as probable cardiolipin synthase (CMP-forming). Gene Ontology annotation, molecular function: cardiolipin synthase activity. The record is from RefSeq and is a predicted model, not a curated record. The transcript has 4 exons. Gene Ontology annotation, biological process: cardiolipin biosynthetic process. The coding region runs from base 209 to 1048 and encodes 279 amino acids. NCBI's taxonomy places the organism in Eukaryota, Metazoa, Arthropoda, Insecta, Hymenoptera, Cephidae. Gene Ontology annotation, cellular component: mitochondrion; membrane.